Molecule: messenger RNA, 1877 nt
Organism: Cucurbita moschata (crookneck pumpkin)
Lineage: Eukaryota; Viridiplantae; Streptophyta; Magnoliopsida; Cucurbitales; Cucurbitaceae
Product: probable hexokinase-like 2 protein
Exons: 9
Coding region: 234-1715 (493 amino acids)
Biological process (GO): intracellular glucose homeostasis; glucose 6-phosphate metabolic process; glycolytic process
Cellular component (GO): cytosol; mitochondrion
Molecular function (GO): mannokinase activity; fructokinase activity; ATP binding
Source: RefSeq, a predicted model, not a curated record
UGUUCUAGAUCCUAAUGGAUAGUGUUGAAAGAUUGGAAGCACCCAACGGCAUAGCGAUCGGCCGUUGGUAUCCAUAAUUCGCGUUCUGUGUUUCCCAGUAACUGAAUUCUGUUAUUUCUUUGAUCCAUGGAGAUGGGAGAGAUGAUCAACGGAACUAACUGCAUAUCCAAACUGGAACUUCCUGAUUUUAUAUUCCCUUCGAAGGAAUCACACUGUUCAACAACACACCAGCCAUGCCCAUGCGGAAGGAGAUUCUGGUGGCCGCAUUGGCCGCUACUGCCACUCUGGUAGUCGCCGCCGCCGCGCUGAGGAGAUGGAAGCGGAGGAAACAAUGGCAGUUGAAGCAAGCACACCGAAUUCUCCGCAAAUUCGCUCGGGAUUGUGCAACUCCCGUACCCAAGUUGUGGCAGAUCGCCGAUGAUUUGGAGUCCGAUAUGCGGGCCUCCAUUGCAUCGGAUGGAACCCGUGGCAAAGCCACUCUCAAAAUGCUCGUCUCUUACGCCGACGCUUUCCCCAAUGGAGAUGAGGAAGGGUUUUAUUAUGGGGUUAAUUUGCGGGGAACCAAUUUCUUGAUUUUGUGCGCUCGGCUUGGGGGAAAGAACGCACCCAUCUCUGAUAUUCAUCGCGAGGAGAUUUCGAUCCCUUCCAAUGUGAUGAAUGGUAAUUCUGAGGAUCUGUUCGACUUCAUUGCUGCGGAGGUUGCAAAAUUUGUUUCCGCUCAUCCAGAGAAUGAAAAUGAACCGGUGAAGAGGACGGAGCUGGGCUUUACGUUAUCAUAUCCAGUGGAUGAUGCUGCGGCCACAUUGGGAAAUGUAAUUAAAUGGGAUAGUUUCUCCGCUGAUGACACAGUUGGAAAGAAUAUGGUGAAAAACAUCAACCGGGCUUUGAAUAAGCAUGGUGUGAACCUUCGUGUCUCUGCAAUGGUUGAUGAUACUGUUGGGAAUUUAGCUGGAGGUAGAUACUACUGCAGGGAUAGUGUUGCUGCUAUAACUUUAGGCAUGGGCACGAAUGCUGCUUAUAUAGAAUCAGCACAAGAACUUGCUCACUUAAAUGGACCAUCACGAACGUCAAGGGAGAUGGGAAUCAGCAUGGAGUGGGGAAAUUUUCGUUCACCGCACCUUCCAAUAACCGAGUUUGAUGCUUGUCUAGAUUCUGAAAGUUUAAACCCCGGUAGUCAGGUAUUCCAAAAGUUGGUAUCAGGAACCUAUUUGGGAGAGAUUGUGAGAAGAGUCCUGGUAAAAAUGGCACAGGAAACAUUAUUAUUUGGGGAUCCCGUACCUCCAAAGCUUAUGACCCCUUAUCUGCUAAGGUCACCUGAUAUGGCUGCAAUGCAUCAGGAUACUUCAGAAGAUCGAGAAGUUGUCAACGAAAAGCUGAAAGAAAUUUUUGGGAUAACUGAUUCUACUCCAAUGGCAAGAGAAAUUGUUGCUGAGGUGUGCGAUGUCGUGUCAGAACGUGCAGCCCGUCUUGCUGGAGCUGGCAUUGUGGGGAUCGUUAAGAAGCUGGGGAGGAUUGAAAACAAAAGAAACAUAGUGACAGUGGAAGGUGGGCUUUACGAGCAUUACAGGGUGUUUAGAAACUAUCUCAAUAGUAGCAUAUGGGAAAUGCUUGGAAAUGAACUUUCAGACAAUGUGAUAGUGGAACAUUCUCAUGGGGGGUCCGGCGCUGGAGCUGUGUUCCUUGCUUCAUCCCAGAAAGAAAAUUUUGAUUUCUAACUUUUCAAAAUUUUAUAAGAAACUAGAUCAUUCUUUUUCUUCUUCACUUGUAAGCAUAUAUAGCUAUAGUUGAAGGGGGGAAGUGUUGUUCCCUUUCUUAUGUCACUUCAACUUUUCCCAAACUACGUCAGUUGAAGGAAACCAAAUAGAGUUGCCUGUUUU